AUGUCUGGCGUAAGAACGAGGGCAUCGAGCCGCGCCAGCGCCUUUGCUGACGAGCGAUCCCGGGUUCCUGGAGCCAAUGGAAAUUUGCGAAGGAGCGCGGCGGAUGCAAAGAAUGCAGAGGCGGGCCCAUUUGGCAACAACGAAUCACAUAAGCGAUCGUCGCCAGCAGGCAAUGCGAGGGCCGCGAGCAGGGCCAAGGACGAGAGGCGCUACGAGGAGCGCAAAGUCACGGAGAGGACCUUUGAGGCUCACGUGGAGCGAGUGAUUUCGCGGACAAAUAGCCCUGCGAAGCAGCAGCAGCAGCAACAGCAACCACAAAGACGGUCGACGCUGCAGCAGCAGCAGCCUCCGGAGAAGAGGCCGCCGGAAAUGCGCAGACAAAAAUCGUCUACCGACCUGCGGCAGAGAGAGAUGCGGGCAGAGACGCCCCCAGCUACCUGGAACCCCGAGGCGACGCUUCUGCCGCACACUUCUGCCGCCCUGGCAUCGCGAAUCUCGAUUCCUCCCAUUGCGUUCGCGAUUCCGUUUGCGCCACAACCGAAACCUCUGAACGAGUUAACGCUGGAGGCUCAGGAGGCAGCCAUUGUGGAAGAUCUGUUAUAUGUUUUCAUGGGCUAUGAGGGGCAGUACAUUCGAUAUGCUAGGGGCUACACUCCUCACGAGGAGAGAGAUCGACUGUCUGGGCCGCCAUUUAGGAUCUUGCCAGGCCUUGACCCCAGCUUGCAUGACUUGACCAAGUCGAUGCUGAAGAUGGCCACCUACUACUCAGCAUUGGAAGCCUUUGUCGACGUGCAGAGCCGCGAAGAGUUCGGCGCAGUCAACCAUGCGCUGUGUGCUUCCGUGAGAAAGUGCCUGCAGGACUACCUGGUUAUGAUUGCCCAGCUCGAAACACAGUUUCUGACGAGCGAGUCAUUUACCGUCCAUGUCCUCCACAUACAUACAUUACCUACAUGCCAGAUGCUGUCCCACCUUUACGCCAUGGCACAAGAGCUCCUAAAGAAGAACGCGCUGCUGGAUGAUGAAAGCGAUGAGGAAGAUGACGAUGAAAUAGACGACUACGAGAAAGUCCUUGAGAGGCUUGCUGAGGGCGGAGAUCUCGUUCCUGGAAGUUCCAAAGCCCUGAAAGUCUGCAAGGGCGGCGGGGUUUUGGGUUUGCUGGCCUCAAGGUUGGAGUCUAUGGGUGGUGACCCGGCUGCCCGAUCACUAUUAACGUCACUAUUGCGGGACGCGAGUCGACCAUAUAUGAAGAUGCUGAAUGAAUGGUUGCACCAUGGCAGUAUCCAUGAUCCUCACUCUGAGUUUAUGAUUAGGGAACAGAAGAGCAUAGGACGAGAGAGGCUCGAGCGAGACUACAUCGAUGAGUACUGGGAGAGGAGAUAUACCAUUCGUGACCAGGAUGUGCCUCCGCAACUGGAAGGUGUCAAAGAAAAGGUGCUGCUGGCUGGAAAAUACCUCAACGUCGUUCGCGAAUGUGGCGGAGUGGACGUAAGUAAAAUAGUGACAGAACUACCAACCUCAUUCGACGACAAACGAUUCCUUGAGAACGUCAACAACGCCUAUGCUCAUGCCAACGAGUCUCUCAUGCAGCUGCUCCUUACCACACAUGAGCUCCCGCUACGGCUACGCUCGCUCAAACAUUACUUCUUCCUCGACCCAUCAGACUCAUUUUCAUACUUCCUCGAGCUUGGCUCAUCAGAAUUGAGAAAGCCCGUCAAGUCUGUUAACACAAGCAAGCUGCAGUCUCUGCUGGAUAUAGUUCUGCGCCAGCCUGGGACUGUGGCCUCGCUUGACCCCUUCAAAGAGGAUGUCAAGGUGGAGAUGAACGAGAUCACUCUCAUCAACAAUCUCCAGCGGGUUGUAAACAUCACAGGAAUAGAGUCGGGCCAAGUGAUGCAGCCUGUUACUAACCAGCCACCGAUUGAGCCCGAUAAGAACGCGACGGGCUUCACAUCCCUUCAGCUUGACUACUCUGUUCCCUUCCCCGUCUCUCUGGUCAUCAGCCGCAAGACAGUGUGGCGUUAUCAAGCACUCUUCCGCUUCCUGCUUUCUCUACGCACCCUAGAGUCUCAACUAUCAUCGACCUGGCAGACACAUACGAAGGGCGUGACAUGGGCCCACAAAGGCGUCAAUCAAGAGCUCGAAACCUGGAAGCGACGAGCCUCGACGCUGCGAGCAAGGAUGCUCAUCUAUGUACAGCAAGUCCUGUAUUUCUGCACUGCCGAAGUAAUCGAACCAAACUGGACAAAGUUUAUGUCUCGUCUGAAAGCCAAGGACGACACUUUUGACAGAAAAUCUGGAGUCAACCGGACGGUAGACGAGCUGAUGCAAGACCAUGUGGACUUUUUAGACACAUGCCUCAAAGAGUGUAUGCUCACCAAUAGCAAGCUAUUAAAAGUCAACUCAAAGCUUAUGCAGUCCUGCAGCAUCUUCGCUGCCUAUACGAGCUUCCUCUCCCGUGAAAUUGAAAAGUCUGAUCCUGAUUUGUCUAGCGGUAAUAAGCCCGACACCAUGACCGACGACCAAUGGCGGCGUUUCCAGGCCUCCAGGAGCAGCGCCCCGCGCUCAGGGUCCGCACAGAAUGAUGCUUCGACCCUAGAAACCGUUGAGUCGCGGGUCAACAAUCUUGCCGACAUUAUCCGCAAGUGGGAAAGCAAUUUUGGCCGUCACAUGAAGAUUCUCUCAGACUCGCUUAAUCACUACGCUGCGACGGAGACUGUGGUGCUGCUGAGUCUAUGUGCCAGAUUGAGCUCUGUGAAUCAGGGCACUGAGUGGGCUGCUAUUGGAGCUGAGGAGGAUGAUCAAGCAUAG
This is a messenger RNA of Trichoderma asperellum CBS 433.97, 2808 nucleotides long. RefSeq lists its product as uncharacterized. Gene Ontology annotation, biological process: meiotic cell cycle; spindle assembly; microtubule nucleation. Gene Ontology annotation, cellular component: equatorial microtubule organizing center; spindle pole; gamma-tubulin complex. Lineage: Eukaryota; Fungi; Ascomycota; Sordariomycetes; Hypocreales; Hypocreaceae. The record is from RefSeq and is a predicted model, not a curated record. Gene Ontology annotation, molecular function: gamma-tubulin binding; microtubule minus-end binding.